Molecule: messenger RNA, 884 nt
Organism: Corvus hawaiiensis (hawaiian crow)
Lineage: Eukaryota; Metazoa; Chordata; Aves; Passeriformes; Corvidae
Product: feather keratin 4
Exons: 2
Coding region: 80-430 (116 amino acids)
Cellular component (GO): intermediate filament
Molecular function (GO): structural constituent of cytoskeleton
Source: RefSeq, a predicted model, not a curated record
CCGACCAACUCCAGGCUGUCCCAGCCAUUUCUCUUCCCUCCUUUGCCAUUGUGAAUAAGAAUUCCCUCCGGCCACAGCCAUGUCCUGCUACGACCUCUGUGCCCCCACCUCCUGCGGCCCCACCCCGCUGGCCAACAGCUGCAACGAGCCCUGCGUCCGGCAGUGCCAGGACUCCACCGUGGUCAUCCAGCCCUCGCCUGUGGUGGUCACCCUGCCUGGGCCCAUCCUCAGCUCCUUCCCCCAGAACACCACCGUGGGAUCCUCGGCGUCCGCGGCCGUCGGGAGCGCUCUGAGUGCCGGGGGGGUCCCCAUCUCCUCGGGCAGCUCCUUGGGGCUUGGGGGCUUUGGCUACCCCGGGCUGGGCAGUGGCUACAGCCGGCCCUACCGGCGCUACAACCCCUCCCGCAGCGGCUUCUACGGGCCCUGCUAAGGCGGGAGGGAAAGCGGGAGGAAAAGACCAGGAAUGCUGAAUCCCACCCCGUCCCUGGAGCAGGACUGAGCUCACGGCUGCAGUUUUUGGAUGCCGCAUGAGACACCCCCAGGCUGGAGUUUAAGGAGCUGUGGGAGUUUGGCAUCUCCCCAAACCAGGCCUUUGCUUGUCUUUCGUUGUGCUUUACUUCAUAUUUCUGAUCAAAUGUCUUUUCCUGCUUUUUUGUUUGUUUUUGUAUUUGAUAAUAGGCAAAAUAUUAAUUGUUAGCAAUUGUUCUGCAUGGCUGGAUUAGCACAGGUCAUUCAUCAAUGAAGAAGGAAGAUUUCCACUUGCUGAGUGUGCCACUGCGAGAGGGAUGAGUGGGUUCUGUCCUUACUGGACCAUGGAAAUGUGUUCCUGACUUUCACAUUGCUUCCUUCCCUUCCUCAACCCAUUAAAUUGGUGCUGCAUCACA